UCUAGGUACACAUUCAUUACAACUCUCCAUGUGUCCAGUCAUUUGGUAGAGCAACUAGAAUUUUCUCCUCAAAUUUGUAGUACGCUAAAAUGAUUUUUGACCUCCUACUGCCACUGGCAAUUCUUUUCGCGCUGGUUUCCGCCUACAACUACUGCGACAAUAAGACGCAUGCCUGCAAUGAACUGGGCUUCAAGCACUUCAUUUGUCAGUUGGACGAUGAACUGCCUUCCCACGAGGGCACCAAAUUUGAAGGUACCGUCCCGGACACCCAGCAUUUCCAAAAGGAGGUGCUGGGACUGCUCAAUGACUUCCGAAACCAUUUGGCGAGCGGCGAGGUCAUGAACAACGCCAACCGUACGUUUCCGAGUGCCAGGCGGAUGCGGCGACUUAUCUGGGACAAUGAGCUCGCCUACCUAGCCAGAGUCCAUGCGUCUACGGUAUCCUUUAAGCACACCAUGUGCCGGUCCACGUUGCGGUUUCCGGAUAUCGGCGAGGUCAUGGCCAUAAUGGCUGCCCCCGUUGUAAAAAAGUUAACCGUGUCGAAGGUGCUGAGGAAUGCGUUCAGAUCUAUGUGGAAGCAGCACUGGAAGGUGGAGAGCCCCGAUAACCUCAUCAAUCAAUUCGAUGCCGCCAGCGCUUUCUUGGCCGCAGACUUUGCCAACAUCAUCAACGAUCGUGUCUCACGCGUUGGCUGCAGUGUGGCCGUGGGUUCCAAUUGUCCUUACGCGGGCUCCCUCGGCCAUUGCCACUUUCUGACCUGUUAUUUUGACCACAACAACAUUAUCAACUCCUCUCUCUACGAGGCUGGUCCGCCGGCCAGCGGUUGCGGUGACUCGAAAACGACUGUCAGAGGUGUGUGGGAUAAUUUGUGCGAGAAUAAUGGCGACAUCUUUCCAAAGGAUUGAAAGUCAAGGACAAGCGUACCUUUAUUUUGCAUACUAUUAGCCAAUGAAUUUUGAACCAAAAAACCUAAAUAUGUAUAUUAAUAAAAAUAUAGGAGACUUUACCUAUAAUUUGCUAA
Messenger RNA from Drosophila kikkawai, 1021 nucleotides. Its product is annotated as venom allergen 5-like. NCBI's taxonomy places the organism in Eukaryota, Metazoa, Arthropoda, Insecta, Diptera, Drosophilidae. The record is from RefSeq and is a predicted model, not a curated record.